This is a messenger RNA of Dendronephthya gigantea, 4029 nucleotides long. Its product is annotated as ankyrin repeat domain-containing protein 50-like. Lineage: Eukaryota; Metazoa; Cnidaria; Anthozoa; Malacalcyonacea; Nephtheidae. The record is from RefSeq and is a predicted model, not a curated record. Gene Ontology annotation, molecular function: protein binding.
UUUUGUAUGGAAAUGAUGUGAGCGAAAUUUGCUUAGCCUGUUGUUAGAAAAGAAACAUGUAAAAAAUUCAAAUAACGCGUGUUAUUUACCGCGGUUUGACCAAUCAGCAUGAAGACCGGACGCACGGUAGUGAUAUGGGUUCAACAUUCAGUCAACACAUUUUAAGGCGAAGCAAACGAAUUAUUCUACUAGGAUAAUACUACGAAUUAUUCCUUUUACAAAUGAUUAAUAAGUGUCGUUUAUUAAAAUUUCCAUAGUUUCGAAUGUCAAGAUAUUUUGUAGAUAUUGGAUACCUUGUUGUGAGCAGGGAAUAAUCUAAUCGGGUCUCGUAUUCUUGGUGUACGAGUCAGUCACUCCUGCACGCUGUACCUCAAUCCAUAUUCAACGGCGGGAGUUCAUGGGUGUUAAUGAAAAAAAUGAAGAGGAAAUUUUAUGGUCGCCAAUGGCUCUUCGAAAAGAUUCAAGACACGAUGAAGAAAGACAAAAAUUUGGAUGAUCCAAAGUAUAGAGGUGUAGCUAUACUUGGUCAAGCAGGUUCUGGUAAGACUUCAGUAUUAUUGCAAUUGCUUCAUCCAAAUGAAGGUGAUAGCAUCCAAAGCGAAUUGUCUAAGAACAUAAUAGCGUAUCAUUUUUGCGAGGGUGACAAUCAAGAGUCUUUAGAUGUUGAUCAUUUUAUACGAGACAUUGCGUUACAGUUGUGUAAACAUGAAAAACUAGCAAAUUAUAAACAACGGUAUAAUUCGGGUGACAUACAAGAUAUCCUGAAGAAAGAACACAGAAAUGAAGAUCUUAUGAAUAUUUUUAAGAAAAUAAUUAUUGAUCCGCUCAAGUCACUGGUAGUGGAAAAUCAGAAAUUGCUUUUGGUUGUUGAUUCCAUUGAUGAAUCAUUAUCUAAAGGUGGGAGCCAAGACACUGAUGUUAUUACCAUUUGUAGUUUAUUCGUUAUCGCUCUACAGCAGAGCUUGCUACCCCCAUGGCUACGUUUAAUAAUCACCGCUCGACGACAGUCUAGAGAUGUCAUGAAAAUGUUUUCUGGUUUGAGAAAGAUCACUUUAGACGAUUUAAAGAAAUCGUAUGUUGUGAAAGAUGUACAGCAGUACAUUUUAGACAGGCUAGAUGCUGAGCCUGACCUGAGAAAACACUUGACACGCAAUACAGCUGAGCAAUUUAAUUUACUCCAUGUCAAAAGUAAUGGGUGUAUUCUAUAUCUUGAGCAAAUACUAGAUAAUGUUAUCAAGGGCGUUUUGACCAUUGAGGAUGUUAGUGAUAUACCUGGAACAUUAAAUGGCCUGUAUUUAUGGUUGUGUCAACGAUUGUUUGCUGAAGAUGUUUAUAACGUUCAUCUGAAACCAAUAUUAGAAACAAUGUUAGCAGCUAAACAAAACUUGAGUUUUAAUGACUUACUAUUAACUAUCAAGUUAGUGAAUGAUGGUGUUAAUGAGAAGGAGGUUCAGGACAAUUUAGAAAUUCUAUCACCUGUGUUAGUCUUGGAGGAUGGUACCUAUCAUUUUGUUCACAAUUCAUUUAGUGAAUGGCGUGAUGUAAAGCACUGUACACGACGCUUUCUCUGUAACGUUGCUAAAGGUCAUGCAAUGUUGGCUGUUUAUUUCAUGUGUGGAGGCAAAACAUUAACAUUACAAGAGAAUGAAAGGUUUUUAUGGCAUUUAUUACAAAGCCAGUAUCCUUCGAGUGAUCCAACCAAAGUUGAGCAAUGGUUGAAGUGGAGUGGUGUACGUGCUGAAGACGCUGGCUCACUUGGGGAGAUUAAAAGUGAGAGUGCACAUAAACUUGGAGAUAUGCAAAACAUUACAAAAUCAAAUUGUGAGGGCGAAUCUCAUUCCAACAGAAAUGAUGGCGUGGAAUCUUGCACACAAAUGAACAACAAUAGAGAAGAAGAAGAUAAGGACUGGACACCUCUUUUGAAGGCAGCGUACAAUGGCAACUGUAAAGAAGUUCAUUCCCUGCUCCAAAAAGGUGCAGAUGUUAACUUCAUUGAUAGGAGUGGUAAGACAGCACUGAGUGUUGCAAGCAGUCAAGGCCAUGUAAAGAUAGUUCAUGAUCUUAUAAACUGUGGUGCAGAAAUAAACACUCGUGAUUCUAAUGGAUGUACACCAUUAAGAGCAGCAGCAAGAUGUGGUUCAUCAGAUACAGUUAAUUUACUGUUAAAGCAUGGUGCUAUUCCUGAUCUGGCUGAUAACAAUCAAAGAACUGCUUUGAGAGCUGCAGCUUGGGGUGGACAUUCCGAUAUUGUUCUUCAGUUGCUGCAGAAAGGUGCUGAUCCCAAUCAUAUGGACCAUGAAGGCCGCACAGCAUUAAUAGCCGCUGCUCAUACUGGUUGUGUUAAAACUGUUGAAGUUCUGUUAGAUCACAAAGCAAGUGUAAAUCAUGCAGAUAGCGAUGGAAGAACAGCAUUAGCAGUAUGUAUUCUAUCAGAAGCCUCGAAGAACCAACUUGAUGUGAUCAACGUUUUGUUGGAAAACGGUUCAGAUGUAAAUCACCCAGAUUUCGAUGGUAUGACUGCCUUAUGUUUGGCGUGUACGCUGGGCCAUAAAGGUGUUGUACAAUUGUUAUUAGAGAAAAAUGCAGAUAUUGGACAUUGGGAUAGACAUGGCAGGACGCCGCUGAUGCUAGCUUCAGCUAAUGGACAUCAUGCAGUUGUUAAAUUAUUAUUGGAAAAUCAAAGAGGUAAACAGAGAGAUAUACCGACAGAGAAUUUUUUUAAAAAGGACAAUUCUGGCUGGACGCCAUUGCUGGUUGCCUCAUUCAAUGGUUUUGAGUCAAUUGUCCAGCUACUUCUCUUUUACGGCGCAUCUUUGGCUGAAGUUGAUGACUCCAAACGAACCGCCCUAAUGCUUGCCGCACAUGAAGGCCAUACAGCGUUAGUUGUACAACUUAUUUGUGCAGGAUCAUCUGUGAAUGCGAAAUCUCUUGAGAGACGCACGGCAAUUCACUACGCGACAUUAUUUGGACAUAUUGAGUGUGUUGAAAAAUUGUUAGAAAAAGAAGCUGACGUAAACGUAUAUGAUAGUAAUGGUAUAACACCAUUGAACUACGCCGCCAAGGAAGGUAAUGCUAAAUUGUGUGAAAUGCUGUUAAAAGGUGGAGCGAAGGUCAAUUGUCAGGAUCCAAAUGGAAGAACUCCUCUUCAUACAGCAGCAUGGAGUGGGUUUUAUGGUGUGGCGGAGAAAUUAAUUGAAUAUGGUGCAGAUGUAAAUCAUUCAGGGUUGAUGGGAUACACACCAUUAAUGACAGCAGCCUGGAAAGGUCAUACCUCUGUUUUAAACUUACUUCUUAAGAAGAAUGCACAGGUCGAUGUCGUGUCUAGCAAUGAUAAAGCGACAGCUCUCAACAUCGCUGCUCAGGAAGGUCACGAAGAUGUUGUCAGGUUGUUGUUAAACAAUAAUGCGUCGUUGUUGCCAGAUAAAUACGGAAGAGAUCCUAUGAAGGUUGCCCAGCAAACAGGGAAUCGAGUGGUGGUAAAGAUAUUAGAUUCCUUUAGUUCUUUAUCAGUGAGUGAUGCUAAUUUUACCAACACUCUGAAAAAACAAUUUCCCAAACUUACAAAAACGACUUCAAAUGUGGACAACUCAUCACCAGUUCUCUCUGGGAAAAACAAGAAAUCCAUAACACGAACAACAUCCACAACCAGUUCACGUGGAAAGGAAGGAAGCGGUGAACUGGCUAGCUCAAACACAAGUAUUAGUUCUACUGGUCCUUCAACACCUUAUGAAGAAGAAUAUACUCACUCUUAUUGUGGUCCAUUUGGUGAAAUGUCAAUGACAAUGUCAUCAAUGUCGAGUUUAAAGCAGAGUAAAACUACCGUGUUGAGUUCUUCCCUUGCAAUGGACGAUGAUGUAUUUUUCGGAAGGUCUAUGUCCAAAGAUUCUGUUCAUAAAAUACCAUUUGACUUUAAUAUUGCAUACCACGGUUGUGAUCCAAUUACUUUAAGAAAAGCAUUAGAAAUGCCAUCAACCGAAACAACAUUAUGAACUAUCUAUAUAUCAUUGCAGAAUGUUAACGAAUAAAAUA